CCCACUUCUUUCUCUCUGUCUUUCACAAGCCCCAUCUGGUCUGGUCCAAACACGUUCAACCAAGAUCAAAACCCACCGUCUCUCUUCUUUCUCUCUUUCUCUCUCUCUCCAAAUUUAUUAGUCCUUUUAAUACCUGAAGGAAAGUAAAAGAAACUCCUUCUCCAUUAUUUCUCACAUAUGCCCAGCUUUGCAUCACUCCUCAUUCAUGGCAACUCUCUUACCUUAGUCCAAAACCGCCGGCCCUGCAUAGUUCCUAUGCUGGGGCUGCAAAUUCAAGCGAACCCAUCUUCCUGAAACCCUGUUGUGAAUUAAAGUUGAAAGGAUAAAAGGGAAAAAAAAAGAUGGUUUUCAAAGGCAGGUUUUUUUCUUCUAAAAAAUCUGAUACUUCUAGCCCAGAUGGAUCUUCUAAUAGUCCGAGAUCGUGGGGAUCGAAUUCCCCGAUCCGAUCGGAUAAAAAGAAAGUUAAAUCUGCUAGUGUUUCUUCCAAAGAUAAUUCUCCCGUCAGUAGCGGUACUAGUACUAGUUCUAGUGGUUUUAGUAAGAAAGAUGGGAAAGGGAAGGAAACCCUUUUGAAAAGUUCCAGUUCUAGUCAGGCUAGGGAGUUGGGGAAGCCCAGUACAGGAUUUUCGAGUAGUUUGAAGUCGAAAAAAGGCAUUGGGGUUGAGAAAUUAGGGGGGAAAGAUGGGAAAGAAGUUGGGCCUACUCCAUCGGCUGCGGCGGCGGUGUCGAUGUCUCCGAUAGUGGCUUCGUCGUUGGGGUUGAAUAAGAUUAAGACGCGAUCGGGGCCGUUGCCUCAGGAGAGUUUUUUGGGGUUUGGGAGUGGGAGGGAAAAGGGGAGUGCUUUGGGGGCUAGUAAUUUGUCGAAGGCGUUUAUUGGUGGUGGGGCAAAUAGUGGGUCGAGUUUGGGGUCUGGGAAGAAGAGUGGUGGUGUGAAGAAGGAUGGAGGUGGUGGUGAGGAGAAAAAGAAGUUGAUUGGAAAUAUAGAAAAUGCUGGUUGGAUUGAUAAUGGCAGCAACUCAGAUAGUAUGUCGACUGAGAGUGGACCAUCGAGGGAGCAGAGCCCACAUGUCCAGGCUCCAUCGAGGUUACAGAAUGCAGAUUCCUCCACUGAAGCUGGGCGAUUCAAUUCUUCAUGGGACCACUCUGGAGGCCCAAGAAGUUCCGAUGUUUAUACUCCAGACGUGAAGACAUCAUAUGAAUGUGAUAACCCAAAAGAAUCGGAAUCUCCCCGCUUUCAAGCUAUACUUCGCGUGACAAGUGCACCAAGGAAGAGGUUUCCUGGGGAUAUCAAAAGUUUCUCCCAUGAAUUAAAUUCGAAAGGUGUACGACCUUUUCCAUUUUGGAAGCCUCGAGGCUUAAAUAACUUGGAGGAGGUUUUGGGGAUGAUAAGGGCAAGGUUUGACAAAGCAAAGGAAGAAGUCGAUGCUGAUCUGCAUAUUUUUGCAGCAGAUUUAGUUGGAGUUCUGGAAAAGAAUGCUGAAAACCAUCCUGAAUGGCAAGAAACCAUUGAGGACUUAUUAGUGUUGGCUCGGAGUUGUGCUAUGACACCAGCAGGGGAAUUCUGGCUUCAGUGUGAAGGCAUUGUGCAAGAGUUGGAUGAUAGGCGUCAGGAGCUUCCCAUGGGUGUGCUGAAGCAGCUUCAUACACGCAUGCUUUUUAUCCUCACUAGGUGUACUAGAUUGUUGCAGUUUCACAAGGAAAGUGGGUUUGCUGAGGACGAAAACACCUUCCAGCUUCGUCAAUCGCUUCAACCUGUGGACAAUCGCAUUCCUUCUGCCACUGGAAUGGGUGGAAAGGUUUCUAGUGCUUCAAAGGCAUCAAAGACCUCUACCACACGGAAAUCUUACAGUCAAGAGCAGCGUGGUUUGGAAUGGAAGAAAGACCAUGGUGUGAAACCGGGAAAUUUGCUGUUAUCGCCUACUGAUGCUGCAAAGAACUUGGACUCUCCUAGCAGGGACCGGAUGGCUUCUUGGAAGAAAUUUCCUUCCCCUGUGACAAAAAGCCCAAAAGAAGCUGUUUCAUUGAAGGAGCAGGAUGAUAGUAAUGUUGAAGCUACCAAGAUAUUAAACAACAGAAGGGUACUUCAGGAUGGCGACCUAGCUACUGCUAAGCUUCCUGAAGUAUCUUCGGCCAGAGAUACUCAGGGACAUUCUUCCCUUCCAAUUAAGCACCAGCAUAAAGUUUCCUGGGGUUACUGGGGAGACCAACCAAGUGUAUCUGAUGAGAGUUCAAUAAUUUGUCGCAUUUGUGAAGAAGAGGUUCCUACUUUACAUGUGGAAGAACACUCUAGGAUUUGUGCAAUUGCUGAUCGUUGUGAUCAAAAGGGUCUAAGUGUCAAUGAGCGCCUGCUUAGGAUAUCCGAAACUCUUGAGAAGCUAAUGGAAUCAUUUUCUCAUAAAGAUUUUCAACAUACUGUAGGGAGUCCUGAUGGUGUGGCUGCAAAGGUAUCAAACUCAAGUGUAACCGAAGAGUCUGAUAUGGUGUCUCCAAAACUGAGUGAUUGGUCUCGAAGAGGCUCAGAGGACAUGCUCGACUGUUUUCCAGAAGUAGAUAAUUCUGCUUUCAUGGAAGAUCUGAAAGGUUUACCAUCAAUGUCAUGUAGAACUCGUUUUGGUCCCAAAUCUGAUCAAGGAAUGGCAACAUCAUCAGCAGGCAGCAUGACACCUAGGUCCCCAUUGAUGACGCCACGGACCAGCCAGAUUGACUUGUUAUUGGGAGGAAAAGGUGCUUACUCCGAACAUGAUGAUAUUCCCCAGAUGAAUGAACUUGCUGAUAUUGCUCGAUGCGUUGCAAACACUCCCCUAGAUGAUGAACGCUCUUUGCCAUAUUUGCUCACUUGCCUUGAAGACUUGAGGGUUGUCAUUGAUCGUAGAAAGCUGGACGCUCUUACCGUUGAGACUUUUGGAGCACGUAUAGAGAAGCUCAUUAGGGAAAAAUAUUUGCAACUUUGUGAGCUAGUUGAUGAUGACAAAGUUGACAUAUCGAGCACUGUCAUAGAUGAAGAUGUUCCUCUGGAAGAUGAUGUUGUACGUAGCUUGAGAACAAGCCCAAUACAUUCCAGUAGGGAUCGGACCUCUAUAGAUGACUUUGAGAUUAUUAAACCAAUAAGUCGGGGGGCAUUUGGCCGUGUUUUUCUGGCCAAAAAGAGAACAACAGGGGACCUGUUUGCGAUAAAGGUUCUUAAGAAGGCAGAUAUGAUACGCAAGAAUGCUGUUGAGAGUAUUUUAGCAGAACGCGAUAUUUUAAUUACUGUUCGCAAUCCUUUUGUGGUUCGCUUUUUUUACUCGUUUACUUGUCGGGAAAACUUGUACCUUGUGAUGGAGUACUUGAAUGGUGGGGAUCUUUAUUCAUUAUUAAGAAAUCUGGGGUGCUUGGAUGAAGAUGUAGCUCAUGUAUACAUUGCUGAAGUUGUUCUUGCUUUGGAAUACUUGCAUUCCAUGCGCAUUGUUCAUCGGGAUUUGAAGCCUGAUAAUCUGUUAAUUGCGCAUGAUGGUCAUAUAAAGUUGACAGAUUUUGGGCUCUCUAAAGUUGGUCUCAUCAACAGUACUGAUGAUUUAUCUGGUCCAGCAGUCAGUGGAACAUCCCUGAUGGAGGAGGAUGAUUCCCACAUAUCUGCAUCUGACAGUCAAGAUAGGCGUAAGAAACGUUCUGCUGUUGGUACGCCUGACUAUUUGGCCCCAGAGAUCCUUCUGGGAAUGGGGCAUGGAUUUACUGCGGAUUGGUGGUCAGUGGGGGUUAUAUUGUUCGAACUAAUUGUUGGUAUCCCACCUUUCAACGCGGAGCAUCCUCAGAAAAUUUUUGACAAUAUUCUGAACCGUAAGAUACCUUGGCCACGGGUCCCUGAAGAGAUGAGUCCUGAGGCACUGGAUCUGAUUGAUCAGUUGAUGACAGAAGAUCCUAAUCAAAGACUUGGAGCAAGAGGAGCAUCAGAGGUGAAGCAACAUCCAUUUUUUAGAGAUAUUAACUGGGACACGCUAGCUAGACAAAAGGCUGCUUUUGUUCCUGCUUCGGAGAAUGCAAUUGAUACAAGUUACUUUACCAGUCGUUAUUCAUGGAACCCUUCAGAUGAGCAUGUCUAUGCAGCCAGUGAAUUUGAAGAUUCCAGUGACAAUGGUAGCAUGAGUGAUAGUAGUAGUUGCCCAAGCAAUCGCCAUGAUGAGCUGGGAGAUGAAUGCGGCGGGCUUACAGAAUUUGAAUCCAACUCUUCCAUCAACUACUCGUUUAGCAAUUUCUCAUUCAAGAAUCUGUCCCAGCUCGCAUCGAUCAAUUAUGACUUGCUUACUAAAGGCUGGAAAGACGAUCAGUCGACAAAUCGCAAUGCAUGACAAGAUGAGCGAUUUUGGCAGUACAAAACCCAUUGUGGAGGCAAAGUAUCUCCCAGUUUGUAUACCCUUGUAAAUAUUGCAGAUAUAGAGAGGCAGCUUAAAGGCUUAUAAUUUGCGCAGGACUUUUGCUUUUACGUAGAAAGGCAACAGCCCUCCCUUAUGUGUUGGGGGGUUUUCAGUUUUACAGUCGAAUUUGGUUUAUUAUUUGGUUUUGAGGAAGCCAAUUUGUGUUUCUGAUUUUCUUUGAAGCUAGCUGGGCCUGCGUGAAUUCAUGGUCUUAGCUUUGAAAAUUCUAAUUAAGUACAGAUUUCUCUACAGCAAUGAAACAAUUCUCUUUGGAUUUUCAGA
Messenger RNA from Coffea eugenioides, 4673 nucleotides. RefSeq names its product probable serine/threonine protein kinase IREH1. The record is from RefSeq and is a predicted model, not a curated record. Lineage: Eukaryota; Viridiplantae; Streptophyta; Magnoliopsida; Gentianales; Rubiaceae. Gene Ontology annotation, molecular function: ATP binding; protein serine/threonine kinase activity. The coding region runs from base 342 to 4325 and encodes 1327 amino acids. Gene Ontology annotation, biological process: peptidyl-serine phosphorylation; intracellular signal transduction. The transcript has 18 exons.